GUCUCAGACUCUAUGCAAACCAAAGGCAGGCAUGAGAUCAAUAUCGAUGACAGUAUAAGAGGGUUCGGGAGGAAGCACUCACACCAUAAGCUAACAGUGCAAAAGAACUCCACCAUCCAGUCCAUACAUAAAUGGAUUCACAUUUUUGUCUCAGACUCUAUGCAAACCAAAGGCAGGCAUGAGAUCAAUAUCGAUGACAGUAUAAGAGGGCUCGGGAGGAAGCACUCACACCAUAAGCUAACAGUGCAAAAGAACUCCACCAUCCAGUCCAUACAUACACCACAACACAGUCCACACCAAUACCUGCAUACAGCGAGUCGUAAAGAGUCGGGCGUUUCGCUGAUGAACGCCAGCACAAACCUCUACAAACACCAAAACACACAAACAAUGCACACAAACGGCUCUAUUCCGCGCUAUCAUCAGCACGUGAACCGCCACUCGUGUCCGCCCACAUCAGGACCGCCGCCGCCAUCGGCCGCCAACUCCUUGCGAUCGUCGGCCCCGUUGUCGCUGCGCUCGACCGGCAACUCAACGCUCUUCCGGCACUCCAUAGCCAUGGAUUCAAUACCCCUGUCCGACACCAUAGUCUCUAAUGAUGACAGGAUUCUCGUCACAAACGAUAUAUUGAAAGACAAGAGUCAAGUGUUGAACAAUGAAAUCGUCGAAACAAAAGUGUCGGCAAACAUUUUGCCCAUUUUUAUCAUGGAGUUCCUAUCACUCGUAUGUCUGUCCAGUUUGGCCUACUUUCUGCGGUUCACCGAUUCGUUUGGUGUACUUAUAAGAGGUUUCUAUUGUGACGAUAAGAGUAUAUCGUUGCCAUUUCGGCCAACAUUUGGUGAUCAUUCAAAGCCAGUGAUGACCGCAUUUAGUGAUGAGCUCUUCUAUUCAAUUACUAUCGGAGUUCCCGUUAUAAUGGUAAUAGUCUGUGAAAUAUUACGAAUGAUUGCAAAGUCUGGAAACAAAAGAAAGAAAGUAAUCGCCGCCCAAACCGGCGGCUUUGCUUAUGGACUGCUCACCACGAGUAUACUGACGGACACAUUAAAGCUAAUUAGUGGACGACUAAGACCUCAUUUCCUUCAUAUUUGCCAAACUAUUACUGAGAUCUGUAAGCGAUUGUCAAUAGAGAACACAGGCGUUGAAUUUGAUCCGAAAACACACAUUGAAUUCAGACACAUAUGGAUUGAUCCAAAUGACUUCGAUGACUCAGUUCUUUGUCAAAACGAGACAUCACUCAUACGUGAGUCGAGAAUGUCAUUCCCCUCAUCGACCGCAUCGAUAGCCACUUAUUCGGCAUUCUUUAUGCUUCUAUACAUCAAUUCUAUGGUAACCUUCAAAUCGGGAAGAAUUGUCAAACUGUGGUUCACUGUCUCCACACUUAUUUGCCUACUGAUUGUCAUCUGUGGUAAAGUGUCGACUCAUGAGAAUCACGUCGAAGAUAUAAUCGUCAGCUUAAUUAUCGGCAUUGGAUUUGCACUCUAUAUUUGUUGCACACAAUUGAAUCGAUUCAGAGAUCAAUGUAAUAAUCAAAAGGACGAGUCCUAUGAAAGUGAGUCUCAGAUAAGUUUGACUGAAGAGGAAGAGAACGCCUGGUUUUGGAAGUACUUUCAUAUCCCAAGAGUUAAUUUGUUGAGACGAAGUGCCAGAUAUUUCCGCAAACGAGAGCCUAAUAGCCCCAUAUCUGUGGUUCGCUGCUCUAAUGGAUCCUCUUAUGUGAACCCAGCCUUUGAACACAAAGAUGUCAUCGACAGCAACACAUCCAGAACUCACUCUUCAUAUAUUGACAGUUAUAGGCGUUGA
Messenger RNA from Oppiella nova, 1797 nucleotides. NCBI's taxonomy places the organism in Eukaryota, Metazoa, Arthropoda, Arachnida, Sarcoptiformes, Oppiidae. The record is from the annotation of a GenBank genome assembly.